Molecule: messenger RNA, 579 nt
Organism: Bicyclus anynana (squinting bush brown)
Lineage: Eukaryota; Metazoa; Arthropoda; Insecta; Lepidoptera; Nymphalidae
Exons: 5
Coding region: 193-579 (128 amino acids)
Source: RefSeq, a predicted model, not a curated record
AGCAACACGUAUACUGAUUGCGGCUCCACCAAAAGAGCAACAAGUGAUUAACUGUAGAGUAUUAGUUUAAAUUUUGCCGAUUUAAUUCUAUCGUUCAGUCAAGUAUAAAUUAUUUAGUCUAAAUCUUAUUUCUGUGAUUGAAGUUCUUGGAUUAAGAUUUAUUCGCUGACGUCAGCGAAAUAAAAACUUAAAAUGACUGUGAACAAUCAAAACAAUGUCAAAAACCAAAACAUCGUAGACGAAGAAGGCGAAACAUCAAACCAACCAUUGCUGACAACACCAGAAAAUGACCACCAAGAAGCAUCGACCAGCGAGAACCAUGCCCCUGCUCCCUCUGCUCCUCCAUAUUACCUAACCGAGUCCGUGGCUAACAACGCCGUCGCCAAUCAACACGCAAAUCGGUUUAUGCAGUUCUUGGAAAUGGCCCCGAAUGUUACACACUUCUAUUCUGCACUGGUCCCGAUACUCGACGGUUUCUAUAUGCCUGUGCAACCCGCUGAAGAACUGGACUCACUGAUCCCGAUACUCGACGGUUUCCAUAUGCCUGUGCAACCCGCUGAAGAACUGGACUGUAAGUAA